Messenger RNA from Scylla paramamosain (green mud crab), 448 nucleotides. RefSeq lists its product as uncharacterized. The transcript has 3 exons. NCBI's taxonomy places the organism in Eukaryota, Metazoa, Arthropoda, Malacostraca, Decapoda, Portunidae. The record is from RefSeq and is a predicted model, not a curated record. The coding region runs from base 9 to 362 and encodes 117 amino acids.
AUAAUAAAAUGGCGACACGCAGAAUAGUUUGGGAAAAAAGAGAAAAACAUAUUUCUGCAGUAGAUCUGGUGAUAAUCUUACAAGACACUGACAGGAGAUUGGGGGACUUAAGACUGAUGAAGAGGAUAAGACAGUGGAAGUGUGUGAUUGAUCAAAGUGACUUCACCCUGCGCUUCCCAGUGACAGAAAAUAUGAUGCUGAAAACUGGCAUAGAUGAUUCUCCACCACCUGAGAAUUUGGCAGAAGAGGAGGAGGAGGAGGAAGAUGACAAUGGAACUGAAGGAUUUCUGGUGGAUUCUUCCAAGGUGCUGUGCACAGAUGUGUACGAGGUGACAUUCACUUCAAGACCGUGCUGGGAGUAGCUCAACCUGCCAAACAGCAUUGGGUCCUGUGGCUCCUGUCUAUCUUGGUGACCUUGAUGCCCCUUACAAGAAAGCCUCUUACCUUC